GUGAGUUCCUAUGACGUGGUGCAAUGCAUCUUCCGUGUGGAUUGCUCAAGUGCUCGAUUUGGUUUGGGUCAGGGAAACGGUCUCGCUAAUGCGUUUAAAGGUGACGGGUUCAGGUACAAGGGAAUACAACGUUGUCGAACGAAGAGACCGGCACGCGAAGUUGAUGUCAAAGUUGUGUGUGACAUGGCUUGCCUUGAUGUGCUGUUAAAUGCCGCUACGAUUGCAUAA
This is a messenger RNA of Haemonchus placei, 228 nucleotides long. The record is from the annotation of a GenBank genome assembly. NCBI's taxonomy places the organism in Eukaryota, Metazoa, Nematoda, Chromadorea, Rhabditida, Trichostrongylidae.